UACUGCUGCCCCGGUUCCGCUGAUCUGUGUGUUCCAGGCUCCCUUCCCUUCAACAGCUUACCAGCAAGCGACAGAGUCCAGCACCGCGCAAGCACCAACUCCCAGAUCUCCCACCGCCGAUGAGCUCAAAGGCCGCCGCAUCCACCUAGCCCGACACGCACCAGCGGGCACCGGCCACUCUAAUGUCGUCGUCGGCGGGCGACGCCGAUGCCGAGCCCCUCGGCGGCGCCUCCCCGGCUGGCCGCGUGCUCGGCCGCGCCCUCGACAAGGUCAUCAAGCACUCCUCCUGGCGCAAGCACUCCGCGCUCGUCUCCACCUGCAAAUCCGCCCUCGACCUCCUCUCCUCCGCGUCCACCGCCGCCUCCGAGCCAUCGGCUUCCCCGAUCCCCGGCCUCCCCGCUCCCGCCGCCGACGCCGCGCUCCACGCGCUUCUCCUCGCCCUCGACCCCGCGUCCCCUAAGGUCGCCGAGCCAGCUCUCGAGUGCGUCGCUAGCCUCCUCUCUCUCCGCCUCCUCGUCGGCGAGGUCGCCACCGCAGGUCCCUCUCCGGUCUCCAAGCUCUUCGCCGCGGUCCUCUCCUGCGGAGGCCUCGGCGACGACACCCUCGAGCUUGCUGCGCUCCGGGCGCUCGUCGCCUUCGUGCGGUGCCCCGCUGUUUCCCUCCGCGGGGAGUGCCUGGGUCAGAUGGUGAAGGCGUGCUAUAACUUGUACCUGGGGAGCUCGACAGGCGGGAACCAGCUCUGUGCGAAGCUGGCGCUCGCGCAAGUGCUGGUGAUCGUGUUUGCACGCGUGGAGGCAGAUGCCAUGGACGUGCGUGUGCGCACCAUCUCAGCUGCCGACAUGAUGGACCUCUCGGACCGCAGCCUGAACGACUCCAGCGUUGUGCAGGGGGCGCAAGCCUUCAUAAAUGAGGCCAUGGAGGGGAGUGACGCUCCAGAGGAGGCUCCCGAAGCAUGUGUACUGGCUGAGGGAGGCGGUGUCGGGGAAGAGGAGAGCAUGAGCUUGAUCAGGGAGGAUGGGCUGGCAUUGUUCAAAAACCUCUGCAAAUUAUCGAUGAAAUUCGCCACACCAGAUAACCCGGAUGAUCCGGUACUUCUCCGGGGCAAGGUGUUGUCACUCGAGCUACUUAGGAUGGUCAUUGACAACGCAGGACCGUUCUGGAAGGCAAAUGCAAAGUAUCUUGAAGCAAUUAAGCAGUACCUUUGUUUAUCCUUGUUAAAAAACAGUGCCUUAUCAGCAAUGAGUGUUUUCCAGCUUUUGUGCUCCAUUUUUAUGGGUCUUCUGUUAAGGUUCAGAUCUGGUUUGAAAGAGGAAAUUGGAAUAUUUUUUCCUAUGCUCGUCCUAAGAGUUCUUGAAAAUGUCCUUCAGCCUAGCUUUUUGCAAAAAAUGACAGUUCUACACUUUCUGGAGAAGAUCUGUAAAGAACCUCAGGUUAUUAUCGAUAUCUUUGUGAACUAUGAUUGUGACGUUGAUGCACCGAACAUUUUUGAAAGGAUUGUCAAUGGACUACUAAAGACUGCUUUAGGUGUCCCUGAUGGAUCUACGACGACAUUAACUGUUGCACAAGACCAAACAUUUCGGAUUGAAUCUGUCAAGUGCCUGGCUACUGUUAUUAAGUCAAUGGGUACGUGGAUGGACCAGCAACUGAAAAUUGGUGAAAAUUUUCAGAUAAGUUCUGAAGUACCAACUUCAUUGGAUAAUAAUCAUAUGAUCCAUAAUGGAGAAGAAGGGACUGGAAUGGAUUAUGAUCUGCAAUCUGAAUCUAGUAGCUCUGAAGUAUCAGAUUCUUCCUCACUCGAGCAACGGCGUGCUUAUAAAAUAGAACUUCAGAAAGGAGUUGCCUUGUUUAACAGAAAACCUUCUAAAGGUAUUGACUUUCUCAUUCGAAGCAAGAAAGUAGGCCAGUCUCCGGAAGAUGUCGCUUCUUUCUUGAUAAACACUGCUGGCUUAAAUGCAACAAUGGUUGGAGACUAUUUAGGUGAAAGAGAAGAGUUCCCCCUCAAGGUUAUGCACGCUUAUGUGGAUGCGCUAAACUUUAAAGGCAUGGAUUUUGGGGAGGCGAUUAGGUUCUUCUUGCAAGGCUUCAGGUUACCAGGGGAAGCACAGAAAAUUGACCGAAUCAUGGAAAAAUUUGCUGAACGCUACUGUAAAUGCAACCCAAAUGUUUUUACCAGUGCAGAUACCGCUUAUAUUCUUGCUUAUUCUGUGAUCUUGCUAAACACUGAUGCUCACAGUGCUAUGGUGAAGGAUAAGAUGUCUAAGGCUGAUUUCAUGCGCAAUAACCGGGGAAUUGAUGAUGGGAAGGAUUUGCCUGAAGAUUAUCUCAGUGCAUUGUACGACCAAAUUGUGAGCAAUGAGAUCAAAAUGAGUGCCGAUUCUUCGGCUGCACAAACUAAGCAAACCAAUAGCGUAAGUAAGCUCCUAGGCUUAGACAACAUUAUCAACUUUGUCAACUGGGGACAGGAAGAAGACAAGGCACACGGCGCAAAUGACUUGCUCAUUAAGCACAUACAGGAGAAAUUCAAAGCAAAACACGGAAAAUCAGAGAUCAUGUUUUAUGUUGUUGCCGAUGCAACCAUUUUAAGGUUCAUGAUGGAGGCCUGUUGGGCUCCUAUGAUGGCUGCAUUCAGUGUGACACUAGACCAAAGUGAUGAUAAGGCUGCCACAUCACAGUGUUUGAAGGGAUUAAGAUCUGCCGUGCAUGUUACCUCUGUUAUGUGCAUGCAGACACAACGAGAUGCUUUUUUGACAUCCAUAGCCAAAUUCACGUCCCUCCAUUCUGCUGCAGACAUGAAACAAAAGAACGUUGAUGCUGUUAAGGCUAUAAUAUCCAUCGCGAUUGAAGAUGGCAAUUACUUGCAGGAAUCUUGGGAACAUGUAUUAACAUGCUUAUCACGGUUUGAACAUUUACAUUUGCUUGGAGAAGGGGUGCCUACUGAUGCUUCAUUUCUGGCAGUACCUCUGGUUGAAUCUGAAGAAAAAGCUCAGAAGUCUACGUCUGUUGUACCUUCAAAGAGAGCCAAUGCUCUUCAGAAUCCUGCCGUGAUGGCUGCUGUUAGAGGGGGUUCUUAUGACAGCACCGUGGCAAAAACCAGUGCCUCAGUGUUGGUUACUCCUGAACAGAUCAACAAUUUCAUAUCGAACAUAAAUUUGUUGGACCAGAUAGGCAUCGUUGAGUUAAAUCAUAUAUUUGCCCAUAGUCAAAGGUUAAACAGUGACGCCAUUGUUGCUUUUGUGAAAGCUCUUUGCAAGGUCUCAAUGACUGAGUUGCAGUCUCCAUCAGAUCCUCGUAUCUUCUGCCUUACAAAAAUAGUAGAGAUUGCGCAUUACAAUAUCAACCGCAUACGUUUGGUGUGGUCUCGGAUAUGGAAAGUUCUAUCAGAUUUUUUUGUGUCUGUUGGACUAUUAGAGAACCUCUCUAUUGCAAUAUUUGUAAUGGACUCUCUGAGGCAGCUAGCAAUGAAGUUUCUGGAAAGAGAGGAGCUGGCAAACUAUAACUUUCAAAAUGAGUUCCUUAAACCUUUUGUGGUUGUUAUGGAGAGGAGUGAUGUUCCAGAAGUACGAGAACUGAUUGUUCGGUGUGUAUCACAGAUGGUCCUAACUCGGGUUAACAACAUAAAGUCUGGCUGGAAGGGUGUUUUUACGGUUUUUACUUCUGCUGCAGCUGAUGAUACGAAAAGUACUGUCCUAUUGGCAUUUGGGACUAUGGAAAGAAUUGUCCGUGACUACUUUCGAUACAUAACUGAGACAGAUGCCACAACAUUUACUGAUUGUGUCCAAUGUCUUAUUGCAUUUACAAGUAGCCAAUUUAAUAGUGAGGCCAGUCUCAAUGCUAUUGCGUUUCUCCGGUUCUGUGCUGUUAAACUUGCCGAGGAAGGGUUUGUUUGCCAGGACAAGGAUGCUGAUACACCGAGGAAUUCAGGCAUGUCAGAUGGAUAUGCCACUGUGAACAAGAAUGAUUAUGUUUCCUUCUGGGUUCCUCUCCUUGCUGGUUUGGCCAGGCUGACCAGUGAUUCAAGGCUGACCAUCGGGAAAAGUGCUGUAGGAGUACUUUUUGACAUUUUGAAGGAUCAUGGACACCUCUUCUCACAGUCCUUUUGGGCCAAUAUCUUUCAGUCUGUUAUUUAUCCUCUAUUUAGCAGUCAAAGGUCUAGGGCCAGUGAUCUAACCUUAACAUCAAACAUCAUUGAUGAUGACUUUUCAACUCUUGAAACACAAACAUUGGCAAUGAAAUCUUUAGUGGUUAUAUUUGUCAAUUUCUUUGACGUGAUGCGGCCAGAACUUGCUAGAAUUGCAUCCAUUGUCACAUAUUUUAUCAGAAGUCCCUAUAAACAUUCUGCUAGCAUCGGUGUAUCUGCUUUUCUACGUUUAGUAGACGGAGUUGGUAGCAAACUUUCCAAGGAGGAAUGGAGAGAUAUCCUUCUGUGCUUCAAAGAAUCAUUGUCACAGACCUUUGUUGUAUUCUCUAAAAUUGUAAGAAUGAUGCAAGACAUUGAAAUUCCAGAUAGGAUUGAAUCCUAUUCAGAAGCUGAGCAGUUUUCAGACAACGAAAUUUAUAUUAAUGAUGAAGAGGAAGCUAACAUGGAGACAACUUCUUAUGCUAUUGUCAAGCUGAAGAAUCAUAUGGCCCUACUACUCCUAGUUGUUCAGGGCAUUAUUAAAUUGUAUGAGGAACAGGGGAAAUAUCUUACCGUGGACCAUAUUAGCAUUCUUUUGGCGAUGAUAUCGGCAAUUGCAACACAUGCAAGCGAAGUGAGCUCUGACUCUUUAUUACAGAUGAAAUUCCAUAAAGCAUGUUCCCUUUUGGAGGCAUCUGAGCCAGCAGUUGUCCAUUUUGAGAACGAGACAUACCAGAGCUACCUCAAGCUUCUCCAAGCUCUGCUCCAUGAGCAUCCAUUCUUAUCUGAAGACAUGGACAUACAAUCGCGAAUACUUGAUGCUUGUGAGAAAAUACUGAAGACAUAUCUAAAUUGUGCUGGGCAUGGACCAUCUGAUGAAGCUUCUCAGAGCGAUCCAACUUUACAUUGCAUAGUGCCACUGGGCGCUGCCAAGAAAGAGGAGCUGGCUGCUAGGACUCAACUGGUCCUUAUAGUGGUGCAGAUACUGCGUAGCUUGGAUAAGGAUUCAUUUAUGAGAGUACUCCCUCGCUUUUUCCCACUGCUGGUUGAUCUCAUCCGCUGUGAGCAUAGCUCUGUAGAUGUUCAACACGCCCUCUACAAAAUCUUCAAAUCAUCAAUAGGCCCCAUGAUACAAGUAUAAUGGCACAUUCCGGUCCUGCUAGGCAUACCAUUUGUGACUCCAUUUUGAUGACUAGUCCAUUAACCUGCAGUAGGAUAUAACUAGUCUGGUAUCCUGAUUGAGCCCUCUCCUUCAGGAUUCUGAGUUCAAGUGUCAUAUUACUAGUCCAGAUAUGGAGCAGAAAGGUCCAUUUUUUGUCAACACCCAUUUCAGCAAGUGAGUUCCAUCAUCGGAACAUUCUAACCAGGCAUGAUUAUUGCUGAUGGCUUUUCACACUUUCGGGCCUUAUAUGCCCUGAGGUAAUUUUCAUGACCCUGUAAUGCAGAAGGGUCUCAUGCUCCCAUUCCAUCAUUACCAUCGCCUUAAACUAAUGGAAAGGUGUAUAUAGUACGUUGUGCCCUUGCAACUAGAGAAAAUCGUUUGAACUAUCGUUGCUUUGUAAUAUUUCAUUUUCCUCAAAUAUAUUAUGAUCUCUAUCCAAUAGGCUAUGUAUGUGAUUCUUUUUGUUCAUAUAAACGGAUGCAAAUACUACAGUGAAUAGUUUGUUUGUUCGAGUUAACCUA
Molecule: messenger RNA, 5800 nt
Organism: Brachypodium distachyon (stiff brome)
Lineage: Eukaryota; Viridiplantae; Streptophyta; Magnoliopsida; Poales; Poaceae
Product: brefeldin A-inhibited guanine nucleotide-exchange protein 1
Exons: 12
Coding region: 183-5258 (1691 amino acids)
Biological process (GO): regulation of ARF protein signal transduction
Cellular component (GO): trans-Golgi network
Molecular function (GO): guanyl-nucleotide exchange factor activity
Source: RefSeq, a predicted model, not a curated record